UCAUGCUGCUGCCAGGUCCACAGUCUCUCAUGGGUCCCUGUACGGCCUCCCAUUGCUGCUGUCUCCAUCGCCUCACUCUGCCAUGUGCCACUUUCAGGUCUCCUCACACACUGCUGGUGUGUUCAAUUUUUUGUCAUAGGGUGCUGGCAGAUUACGGGCCUCCCAUAGCUGCUGCCAGGCCCCUAAUCUGCCAUGGGCCCCUAUACCGCCUCCUCAUGCUGCUGCCAGGUCCACAGUCUCUCAUGGGUCCCUGUACGGCCUCCCAUUGCUGCUGUCUCCAUCGCCACACUCUGCCAUGUGCCACUUUCAGGUCUCCUCACACUGCUGGUGUGUUACAUUUUUUG
Staurois parvus is the source of this 344-nucleotide messenger RNA. The record is from the annotation of a GenBank genome assembly. NCBI's taxonomy places the organism in Eukaryota, Metazoa, Chordata, Amphibia, Anura, Ranidae.